Messenger RNA from Liolophura sinensis, 2683 nucleotides. RefSeq names its product exonuclease 1-like. The record is from RefSeq and is a predicted model, not a curated record. The transcript has 12 exons. Gene Ontology annotation, molecular function: 5'-flap endonuclease activity; 5'-3' DNA exonuclease activity; metal ion binding. NCBI's taxonomy places the organism in Eukaryota, Metazoa, Mollusca, Polyplacophora, Chitonida, Chitonidae. Gene Ontology annotation, cellular component: nucleus. Gene Ontology annotation, biological process: mismatch repair; DNA recombination. The coding region runs from base 164 to 2683 and encodes 839 amino acids.
GAACUACAGACCGCGAAGUGAAAUCCAUGUUACCUUUUCGUGAUCUUUAUUUAUUACAGCACUGGAUAGAAGGUAAUCGAGGAACUGAUUCUGAACAAUGCGAACAUGGAAUAACUGACUGACCAGUAGUGCAGAUACAGUUGACAGAAGGGUCAGCAUCACCAUGGGUAUACAAGGGCUGCUUCCCUUCCUCAAAAAGAUCCACUCUCCAGUGAAUGUGUCCCAGUACUCAGGAUGUACUGUGGCUGUAGAUGCUUACUGCUGGCUGCAUCGUGGGGCGUUCUCUUGUGCAGACAAACUGGCUAUGGGAGAAAAAACUGAACAGUAUGUGUAUUACUGUAUGAAGUAUGUGAACUACCUUCUCAGUAAGGACAUCAAGCCCAUCCUGGUGUUUGAUGGUCAACAUUUACCCUCCAAACAUGAUGUGGAGAAAUCUCGCAGAGAGCGACGUGAAAUUAACCGCAAGAAGGCAGCUCAGUUUUUGCGUGAAGGGAAGCGCGCAGAGGCUCGGGAUUGUUUCCAGAAGUGUGUGGACAUCACACCAGAAAUGGCCCUGGAGCUGAUGAAGGCGUGUCGCUCACGAGGCGUGGACUGUAUUGUGGCUCCCUAUGAGGCAGAUGCUCAGCUGGCUUAUCUCAACAAGGCAGGCAUUGCUCAACUCAUCAUCACGGAAGACUCAGAUCUGCUCUUGUUUGGAUGUGACAAGAUAAUUUUCAAAAUGGAUUUCUAUGGCAAUGGGAUAUUGAUUGACAGCAGCCGUCUUAAUGAAGUCGUGGAGAUGAGAGAAAAUUAUACAUUUGAGAAGUUUAGAUACAUGUGCAUAUUGUCAGGCUGUGAUUACCUCUCUUCGCUACCAGGCAUUGGCUUAGCUAAGGCCUGCAAGGUGUUCAAGACAGCUAGACAGCCUGACCUGAGAUUGGUGUUAAAGAAAAUCCCCAGUUACCUGAAUACAAAAAUUGCUGUCAGUGAUGAGUACAUCAAAGGUUUUAUUCAGGCCAAUAACACAUUCCUGUACCAGUUAGCAUUUGACCCCAGAGAGAGGAAACUGGUUCCACUUACCCCAUAUCCCACAGGGAUGGAUCAGAAGGAGCUGCAGUAUGCUGGGUCAUAUUUUUCAUCAGAGAAGGCACUACAGAUAGCGCUGGGGAACUGGAACAUUUACAGCAAUGAGAUCAUGUCUGACUUCGACCCAGACUUGCCACAGUCUUCUCAACGGUCUUCUCAACAGAAGGGAAGAAACAAGCAGAAUUUCCUGUCUCACCUUAGCAUAUGGAAUAAGAAUUACCGACCUGCAGGAAACAUUCAUGCUCUAAAGGAAAUACAGCCUAAGGAGAGAUGUACAACUGUUGGAAAAGAGCAAGUGAUUGAUUCCAAGGUUUUACAAUGUUUGAAGAGAGCUAGAGAAGAUGAUGAAAAAGAGGAAAAGAUGGUUGAGGACGCCUUAACAGACACAUAUGGAGAAGCAUGUGGCAUGAAAAAGCGGAAACGAUCAGAGGGACACGACAGUAAGAACAGUGAUUCUGAAAGUGAUAAAAACGGAGGUGAAGGGAAGGAUGAGAACAAAGCUGACAAGAGACACCUCUGGGAUGUGAUACAGCAAGAGGACAAGGAAAAUUCAUCUGAGACACCUGUCACUGUUGUCACGCCAAGGCGGAAUAAAUUUGCUGUCUCUCCUCAAAGCCUGAAGAAAGAAAGAUUUGAUAUAAACGCAGUUGUGGACAGACCUGUUGUAAAGACAGAAGUUAAAAGCAGGUUUUUCAAAACUCAGUCGAAACUGGCCUUGAAAAGGACACCAGCAUCCGCUUCAAGACAAGAGGGUAUCAGUGAGAAGGGAGAUAACGCUGCUGUGAAAAAUGAGCCCUUAGAGGAAGACCACCGGGAAGUGUCAGAAGAAGCUGAAGGUGUGGCUGGUACAGACAGUUGUGAAAAUUCAAGUGCCAGUCAGCAAUCUUUAGAUGAUUUAGAACAGAAACCUAAAGAACCUACCAAGAGUAUGAAACCCAGUUCUUUCAGUCAGGAAAAAAAUUCUCCGUCGGCAUUCAGCUGGUCAAAAUUCAAAUUCUCUAAACAGGCUGGGGGGAAAGGAUUAAGUUGUCAUACAGAUAGACAAACCAUGAAAAAUAAUUUGAAAGUGAGUCAGCCUUUUAAACAACUAAAAGUGGCAAGAAAAGAGUGUGCAGACAGAGACUGUGAACCUAAUGCAAGAAGUAAAAGUCCAGAUAGUGAGGAAAAUAUUGAACUUGGGUCGUACUCCUAUGAUGAUGAAAGUGGGUAUCGAUCGUCGUCAUUGGAUAAUGGUGACAGCUCCACAUCACAGAAUACAUGCUUGUCCCAGCCGAGUCUGCCAGUAACAGAGGGUAAAUUCAGCCUCUCCACCGCUGACACUAUAGAUCUCACUGAUCCUGAGGAUGACAUCACUGAUACAGCACAACAUCAGAGAUUUGCUUCUAAGGGUGACUUCCCAAUAAGCUGCUCUACAGUUUCUAAAGAGGUAGCUGACUCCAUCACUGUGACCCCUCCCUGUGUGAAAACACCAUAUAGAGCAUCCUCCAUGUGUCGUGUGUCCGGGUUGUCUCGAGAGAAGGGGAAGAACUCUAGCCUGACAAAGCACAACUCCCUGCCAGCUGAAAAACAGACCAGCAUCAAAAGCAUGUUUGCUAAGUUCGCACAUAAAAGCAAGUGA